Messenger RNA from Pelobates fuscus (common spadefoot toad), 1000 nucleotides. It is a transcript of the gene RNASEH2B, whose product is annotated as ribonuclease H2 subunit B. Gene Ontology annotation, biological process: RNA catabolic process. Gene Ontology annotation, cellular component: nucleoplasm; ribonuclease H2 complex. Lineage: Eukaryota; Metazoa; Chordata; Amphibia; Anura; Pelobatidae. The record is from RefSeq and is a predicted model, not a curated record. The transcript is spliced from 11 exons. Bases 77 to 997 code for a protein of 306 amino acids.
UGGGCGCCAAGUCUCUCCUCACAUUGACGGGCAAGCAGCGUGGGCUGUGGGUGUAAAAUAACCGGCUGCAGGGACCAUGCUCUCCAAGAAGAAGCCGGCCGGGGACGGACAGACCGACCAGUGGGUGCUGGUGGCCCCAGAAUCUCUAAAAGAUGAUGCAAAAACUAAAAGUAAUAAAACAUUAUUCCUGAAACUACGCAGUCCAUUAACAGAGAAAGGAGUCCUGUGCCUGUUUAUCAACAAUGGACAACAACUCUGUGAACUGAAAGCUUUCCAUGAAAAAUGUCGCUCAUGGUUCAUAGGUCAGACAGUUCAACAAGAUGGGAGACUUUUAUUUGCAUCACCAGCUGAUCCUUUAUUUUUCCUGCUGUACUAUUUGCUUAAAGCAUAUAAAGAGCAGGGGAAGUUUCAGCCAUUGGAGCAGAUUGUGGUAGAUGAAGAGUUUCCUUCUUGCAACAUGCUGUUAAAAUGCAAUCAAGUUGCUCAAACUGUUCAUCAUAUUACUGAAGAAAAGGAAAUUGGCAACAAGACGUUUUACAAGUACAGCAAAGAAAAAACACUUGCAUGGUUAAAGAAAAAGGUGGAUCAGACAGUUAAGGUUCUGAAAAGCAGCAAUAUUUGUGUUGGAGCAGGUGUCCAGUCAGCUAACUUUAUUCGGAGUAAACCAGGACCUGAUGUUAAAGAGGAGGACUACACGCGUUACGCACAUGGCUUGAUAUCUGAAUAUUUACCUGAGGAUCUUCCGGAGGAACUCUCAAAAUAUCUAGAGUUGCCAGAACUAUCCAGUCCAAUUCACGAGCCCCCUGUAAAGAAAAGGAGAGUUUCAGACACACCAUUGGAAGCAGAUGAGGACUACACAAAAUUUAACUCCAACAGCAAAAACAAAAAGACUAAUAGCAAGUUGACAGCAGCACAGAAAUCAUUGGCCAAAGUGGAUAAGAGUGGCAUGAAAAACAUAUCCUCAUUUUUUGGUCCCAAGAGCAAGGUGUCAAAAUGAAGA